CCUUCCUCCACUACCGGCGGAGAGCGGUAAAACCAAGAAACGAUUGUCCUUCAGAAUACCGGCAGAACACACUGAACGCAAGAAAAUCUUGUACUUAGUGUUUUCAGUGUAUCUUUCCCAUCAAAAUUUGUCUUCUAAUUUUGAUAUCAACUGUCAUGUAAAGGAUUUAUGAUGUGAGGUAUUUUAAACUGCAUGAGUACAGGUUAUGGCACCUUGACAGUUUGUUGAUGUAAACAAACAUACACAAAGCACAAGCACAAGAUGAAAUCAGCAUCAGACUUGCAAACGCCUGUGUUCAAGCAGCGUUAUGAAAAGAAGGUCAAUCGACAAGAUGGCCUUCUUCUUAAAGUUCACCAUACAACGCCAGGACCUACCGGAGACAUUCGUCGAACUCGUUUCCUGUUGGCAUCAUUUAGUUCUUGUGAUGAUUUGCUUGCCCUAGCUGACCACCGUGGGAACUUAUUCAUUGUAGAUCUUGGCAACUGCAUGUUCUGGCCUUUAGGAAAGGACUUUUCAGUCAGCCUCCUUUCAUUUCACCCGCAUAAAAAAGCUGAGCUGUUGGUUGGGAGCAAGGAACAAAAUUUGCAAAUUUUGAAUGUGGAGACCAACCAUCAGUUUGGUUCCCUUAUUGGACAUACUGAACCUCCCACUCAAGUUUCAUUUAGCUCUGAUGGAAACUUUUGUCUCUCUGUCGCAAGUUGUGAGGGAUUCAUCUGGGAUCUAAGGACCCUCACGCAAGCUCAUCGACUGAACUUGCAGCAUGGCAUGACAAUAAAGCAGGCUGUGUUUAUGCCUGUAUCUGACAACAUCCUUGCCUGCUUCCAAGAUGAUGCUAUCCAUAUUUGGGCCUUCCAAUCGUUUCAAUGUGUUAAACAAAUAGUUCCAGAUUCAUGGAAAGGACACAGCAUACAAAGCAUAGCAUUUACCAGGAAUGGGCGUGCCAUGGUUCUUGGGGGAGUCUCCCAGCAGUUAGUCAUCUUUGCAGUUGACGACUGGGAUGCCCAGGAAGUUCUUAGGCUUCCAGACUACGUCUCAGAAGUGAAACACCUAGAAUUCCUACCUCAGGCCUUUGACUCUGGUGCAAACCAAAUCCUUAUGGCCUUGACUGACUCUGGCUCCAUACUGCUUGUAGAUGUUGCUAGAAAUAAUGUCACAAAGUCAAAGACUGAAAACAAUAUAAGUAGUUUUACUUGCAGUCUGUCUGGAAAAUAUGUUGUCUGCAAUACAUCAUUCGGGGAAGCUAAAAUAUUUAGUGGUACUCAGUUCCUAACAAGCACAAUGAAUUGUGUUGACCAGGAGAGCUGUAUCCCUGAUGAUGAAGAGAAACCUAUUGAAAUUUCUGCUAACCCAGAACAGAAGUUUCAACCCAAGAAAGUGACAUUGAAAAAAAAAACAAAAGUUAGAAAAAAAAUUUCUGAAGUGAACCAACAGAUAGAAGCACUUCUUGAUGUAAAUCGCCUAAGACCCAUUUUGAAAGAAUACUUGAGCUACCCAGAUCAAUACCGAUGUCUCAUUUGGCGAUCCAUCCUCCAGCUUCCUGGCAACAAAGAGCCGUGGAAAAGCCUUUCAGAGAAACCACUCCAUCCAUCUGCUCAAGUUUUAUCUGAAAAGAACCCAAUUCAAAACAAAGUUGUAUUGAGUUGUUUGCAAAAUGUUGUUAGCUGUUUGGCUCAUUGGUCUCCUGUAUUUGGAGAACUACCAUAUCUUCCACAUUUUCUCUUCCCUUUUGUAAAGGUGUUCCAUUCCGACAAAUUCGUUUGCUUUGAGGUUGCAGCCACAAUUAUUGUUAACUGGUGCCAGCACUGGUUUGAAUAUCUCACCUUCCCACCCAUCAAUAUUCUUGGUAUGAUUGAGAACAUUCUAGUGGAACAUGAUUCAGGCCUGGUUGAUAUAUUUUCUCAUGCUGGGAUAACUACACGUCAGUAUGCGUGGAGUCUUCUCUCAACGGCAUUCUCUGAGGUACUGUCAUCUGCUCAGUGGAUGCAGCUAUGGGAUAACAUUAUCUCAAACCCGCCAGAGUUUCUAUUGUUUGCUGUUGUAGCCUAUAAUAUCUGCUGUCGGGCCUCUCUGAAAACAUGCUCCAAAAAGAAGGACUUUGAAUUCUUUUUUAGGAAUCAAAAUCCCAUUGACAUGAGGUACUUCUUGAAAAAGAGUUAUGAGUUAAUGGAAACAACGCCAGAACAGUAUCACCCCAAACAAUAUUUGAAGACAUUUUCUCCAUUGCCUAAAGGAAAUUAUCCUGUCUUCUCAGAAUUUCCAAAAUUCCUUGUCAAUUACCAAAAGGAGCAAAGGGAUGCCAUUCGACGAGAAGAAGAAAAUAUUCUUAAAGAACAACACUUGGUUAUUUCUCAAAAACUGGCUCGAGAGGAAAUAUUGGCAAGAGAGAGAAAAGCGCGGAUCCAAGAGACCCGUCUUCUUGAUGCUGAGAAGGCUGCCAACGCAGCACUAAAGGCUGAAGAAUCUAGACUACUUGAGAAAAGGCGACAACUAGCUGCAUUUCGCCGAGAGUUACGUGCUCAGGAGGAAGAAACUCUGGCAACAGCUAGAGUGGAGGCCAUGGAGCUUCAAGUUAAGCAGCGAACAGCAGAACUGGAUCGCCUCCAUCAUCAACUGAUUGAAAAGGCUCAACAGUCUGGUAUUGAUAGGGAGGGUCUUAACGAAGAAAUGCAUGAGCAAUUCAGUAGAUUAAAUGCAAAGAAACAAGACAUAAAACAGCAUUUUGAAGACUAUAAUCUACGCCAAAUGGCAAAGCCUUUCAUUGAUAAUAUUGUUUCAAGUGACGAGCUCUUACAUCUUAAGCAGCAGCAACAGCUUUUAAGUGAAGAAAUUCAGAAGUUGCGGAAGGAGAGCAGUAAUCAAGGAAUUAAAUCUGUGAAUAUUGAUAUGAAAAUGACGGAGUUAGAAAUUUUACAACAAAAGGUAGAAGUUGCCCUAGCUAGAAAAGCGUUUUAUGAGCAGAAUGUUCGGUUACAUGCUGAAGAUGGCCCCCAGGAAGCUAACAAUACUGCAAAACUGAAAACGCUUGAAAAUGAAUUUAGAGAAUUGUCUCAAAAAUUGUCAUCUGUUAGGAACCUUGGCAAUCCUAAUGCCAAGUGUAAAAGUGAGAAAGCUGAGGGACGACUGUUGGAUGUUAAUAAACCUUUGAUUUGUUUUGAGCCCUCCCAAUCAGGAGCAUCAGUCCCAUUACGCAGUUCUGUUUAUUAUCAAAAGGAAAAAUGUGCUGUUACUUCAGCUAUGGAGCUAAGGAGAAGCCUUCUCAGCAAUUGGAACACCUCUUCAUAACAAGUUUUCAUGUUCUUUCUCUGGAAUCAAUGUGAUUUAUCCACAAGUUCCACAUUUUCAAAGUUUGAUACGGUAUUUUUAGUGUUUUGAAAACAUUUAUGUCCUCUUCAUGUAUGUAUGAGUUGGUAGUAUCUGGUUACACAUUUAAACUGAAGUAGUCUGCGCUCAAGACAUAUAUUGCAGUAAAAAUAGUACAUAUGUACAAUAAAAUCCUUAGUAAGGUAAACAUCAUCACAUGAGCUGUCUUAUCUAUUCACAUAGUACGUACGGUAAUAUACUGUGCUUAUGAAUCUUUGAACAAGUGCCUUGUAAUUUAUUUAUGAAUGCUUGUAUUUUAUGAAGAAGUCCACAUGUAUUUGCAUAUUUAGAUGACGGUUUUUCCACACAGUACAGUAGGUUUUUGAUUGUAAAUACUGUAAAUAAUUGUUCAAUUUAAUAUCAUUAAAAAUGUACCAGUGUACCGGGUGUAACUUUGAAUGCGCAGCAGUGUUGCGGGAUUGCAUACCCGCCAGGGCUUCAGGGGCCAUGGCGCCUUACGGGUGAAUUAGGUAGGCAAACCCGCAGCACUGCUGCGCAUUCACAGUUACACCCGGUACAGUAAUUCUGAUGACACUCUGCAGAUACAUAAUAUUCUUCCGGUUUGAGACUAAUUGUCAAUCUCUUCUGUCUCUUUAAAAAUGCUUCUAUCGCCAUUCCAAAAGUAUGUACUCUGAAACAUGAUCAUAGCCACAGUUCAAGGCAGCCAUUAACUUCAGUUCAUGAUCUCUCUAAAAUGUGCCUGUGUUAUCAAAAAGUGGCAUUAUGUUCCCAUAAUCAAAGUAACUGGCAGUUAGUCUGAUCUUACGCUAGGAGGACAAGUUUGUCACAUUUCAACAUCUGUCUAUUCUGAAAUUAGUAAUUUUAUAAGUGAAGAUUUUCUCCUCAAGACAUAAUAUCCUGUUAUUUUUAAUCUAUUUUUAAAUGAAAAUUUUGUUCAAUUUGAGGAGAUACAUUUUACCUGCAGGUUAUACAUUUUCUGUAGCUUCUCAAUAUUUUUUCUAGAGAUGCUGGUUGCUGGUCCUUUAGAAAAUAAGACUGAAAAAUAUUCAAACCUUUAUAGGCAAAAUCAAAUUCUUCACAUAUUUUUUAUUGAUAAUGAUAUUGGACCAUAUCCAUUUUAGAUGGGGAAAUGUGUUAGUUAUUUAAUUCUUAAAGUAAGACCUUUUUAAAAAUUUUAUACAAUGAUGGGACGGUAAUAGUAAUAGAAACGCCAACCUAAAUUUGAAUGAUCUCAAGAGUUGAUGAAGUUGUCAUGAUUUGUGAUGAUGUUCUGAGCUCUAUAACUUGAUCUAUUGUACAAAUAUUGUUUCUUGUUCAAUCAAAAGGUAAAAUGUUUACACAUUUUAAUAUGUGAAUGAGUUUAUGUUGAGGAAGCAGAGUACAUCUAGUACCUUAAAUGAUUUGUGAUAUGAUGAAGGCUGUUGACAUGACAUAAAAAAUGCAGUUGAAAAGUGAAUAUUAUUUUUUCUCAUUGGUCAGCGUAAGAUUUAGAUUACUUAUCUUUAAUUCACUUUGCUUGUGAAUUUGUCAUGUAACAUCCCUUUAAGAUUGGUAAUGUGAACAAAAAAGUGUCCAUGAAAUAAUAAUUUUAGAAAAAAUUAUUCUUUAUCAUAUUGCAUGUCACAGAUGCAGAUGCUGCUGUUCGGGUAAUAAUUCUGGGGCACCUUAUAAAUACGGAGCAGAGUUAGGAGAAUAUGUCAGUCACGGUGGUGAAGUAAAAUUCUAACUAAGUCCAGACUCUGCCCUGCCAUUGUCCUCACAAUCUGAGAACAAAUUUAGAGCAUAUCUCAAAAUCUAUAUAACUCCAAUAAAAUAAAAAUACUGUAAUUCAUGUUGAUAA
Molecule: messenger RNA, 5161 nt
Organism: Frankliniella occidentalis (western flower thrips)
Lineage: Eukaryota; Metazoa; Arthropoda; Insecta; Thysanoptera; Thripidae
Product: TBC1 domain family member 31
Exons: 20
Coding region: 262-3282 (1006 amino acids)
Cellular component (GO): centrosome
Molecular function (GO): protein binding
Source: RefSeq, a predicted model, not a curated record